Blepharisma stoltei is the source of this 1996-nucleotide messenger RNA. NCBI's taxonomy places the organism in Eukaryota, Ciliophora, Heterotrichea, Heterotrichida, Blepharismidae. The record is from the annotation of a GenBank genome assembly.
AUGAAUAGAAGCGAUAUUAGCUCUCCCCUUGGCUAGCGAUCUAUUUUAGAGAAAUUAACCCCUUUUGCUAGCAAACAAAAUAUUUUUGUGAUAUAAAAUAUUGGUGAAAACUAUAUUUUAUAUUUAAUUAAUGACUAUUAAAAAAAACCCCUAAUAUAAGCUUAAAAUAGAUUAGCCGUUUGCAAGCUAAAACUCACUAAUUCACAAAAAGGGGGAGCAAGUAAAAAAUUACUCAGAAUCACAGCAAGCGUCUCCACUUGGCUCAAAGACUCACACGGAUUAUUUGAUUACGAGUCUAAAUCUCUCGUAAAAUCUACCAUUAACAUUCAAUCUCCUUGUGUCUUGAUUCGUUCAGCUAACGACGUAGUAAUUUCUUCAGACUUUAAAGGAAAUACUACAGAUUUUUAUAAAAAUUUAGCUAGCAUCAAACUUAUCGAUGGUAUCUUCUAUAUAUAUUUUUUCAAUUAAAUAUCCCGUUUAAUACUAUAUUUUCGCAUUUACAAGGGCCCUUUGGCCUAACUAAAGGCUUAUAAAUUCACCUUAAUUCAAAUUAUUGCAAUAUAUGAUUUUUUUAAAAAUAAAUAAUCCGAUACAAAAUUCAUUAAAAUCCCAUAUAGGCCAUUUUGCAAUAGCUCCUUCAGAUUGAAUUGACGGAAAAAAGUGUGACAGAUCCCAAUACGAGCGAAUUUGACUUGUCGUGAAAAGCUUAAAAUCCACCCCCAAAGGCUAUAGACUCUGUGAAGGAGACGUCAUAAAACUAGGCCGAAUUAAAUUCAGGGUAAAAGAGCUGCAUCAAAAAGAAUUCCAAGACCAAGACAGUAAAGUCAAUUUACAAGAAAUUCUCCAAGACUUGGAUCACAUUGAAAGCGAAGACGAAACUGAUGGGAAAACUUUUAAGCUGCCUUGCAGAAUUUGCUUAAGCGAAGUUUAUCAAACUAAUAACCCCUUGAUAUCUCCUUGUAAAUGCAAUGGAACUAUGAAAUAUAUUCAUUUAAGCUGCUUGCGGAGGUGCUUGAAGUCAAAAAUCGUGAAAAAAGCCAACGAAAAUAUAUUCAAAAAGAUUAAUUUUUUUUGAAUUAUUAUAAGACAAGCACUGUAAAUAAUUUAAAAAUAGAAAUAGCCUUUUUUAGAUUUUUUAGGCUUAUUUAAGCUGAGUUUAUGAUAUCACUUGCGUGGAAAUCUUUAAGCUGUGAACUCUGCAUGAAAAACUAUCCCUAUAAAAUCGCAAUUGGCGAAAAAGUGAUAGACCUUAUAGAAGUCCCGAAACCUCCUGGAAACUAUAUUAUUUUAGAAGCUCUGAAUAAAGACAAAGUCUCUCACAAGGGUCUAUUUGCUUUAAGUCUUGCUAAUAAAACUGCUAUAAAGCUUGGCAGAGGAAAUGACUGUGAGCUUAGAGUCAGCGAUAUUUCAGUCUCACGGUUCCAUGCCCUUAUAAGAUACCAAGACGGAGCGUUUUACCUUGAAGACCAUCAAAGUAAAUUUGGGACUUUGGUACAAGUAAAGCGUCCACUUCUGCUAGAUGUAAAUUCUCAUUUUAUGAUACAGGCUGGAAGAUCGACUGUUGAAGUAUCAGCUAAAAGACCAUGAAGCUUUUUUUCAGGGUGUUUUAAAACCUAUACAUCAUCAUUUGAUAUACUGGGUUGAAUUAAAGUUGCUAAUAUAAGGCUUUAUUUAUAAUAGUGACAAAUUCAGAUUAUUUCUGCAUAUUUAUAAUAUUCCUUAUAGCCAAGCAGAUCUGCCUUUGCUGCCAAUGAACACUGGGAUUCCUAUAAGUGUUAAUGAUCCUGAUACACUCUUAGGAAACAUAGGAUACAAGAUGGAAGGUAUUGAUAAGUAUAAAAGCCAUCCCAAUUUGUUAUUCGAUCAUUGCCAACUCGGAAUAAACAGUUCAUAUGAAGAAGAAAAUGAACAGGAUUCACCUUCAAUCGAAAAAGUCGAAAUUGCUGAUGAAAAUAUUGAGGAUUUAAGUGGCCAAGAUAUCGCUCAAGAAAAUUAA